Tilletiaria anomala UBC 951 is the source of this 3858-nucleotide messenger RNA. RefSeq lists its product as uncharacterized. The coding region runs from base 1 to 3858 and encodes 1285 amino acids. The transcript has 3 exons. The record is from RefSeq and is a predicted model, not a curated record. Gene Ontology annotation, biological process: iron-sulfur cluster assembly. Gene Ontology annotation, cellular component: cytosolic [4Fe-4S] assembly targeting complex. Lineage: Eukaryota; Fungi; Basidiomycota; Exobasidiomycetes; Georgefischeriales; Tilletiariaceae.
AUGUCCACGAGCGACUCUCUUUCAGCCUCUCCCAUAGAUGCGACUUCAAUACGGCAAGAAGCCUACCAGUCAAUAUCCACCUAUCUGAUCCCUCCAUCGACCCAGGGUUCCUCAGCCGGCUCGGUCCUUCCGCCAGAUGAACUCCCGAGCCCAGUUGUGACGGCGGUCGAACGCCGCAUCAUCUCACUGCUCGACCUCAUUAAGCAUAUGCGGGACAGUCUCACUAGUGACAACCCGGAGAUUCGCUCUUUGGCCGUACAGCUCCUCAGCCUCGUCGUGACGACAUUUGCUCCCGUCAAAGACCUGCUGCCCACGUCGGAGGCGUCAAGUACAGAGGCCGGGGAAAUUGUCAACGGAAAGCCGCUCUUUGAUAAGCAAGCUAUUUUGACCUUGGUCACGUUCUUCUCCUCUAAGCUCGAGGAUGGGGAGAUCGUGGCUGCAGAGAUUGCGCGCAAACUCAAUGCGUCUACGAGCACAACGCCGGCCAGUGCUGGAUGGUCCCGACAGGCGGCCGAAGGUGGUGCUCGCGAGGGAGACAAGCGGUGGCUAGGAGGGCUAGUACCCCGAGGAAGCGAGAUGCUUGCUGCUGGACUGGUGGCGUUGCAGCGCCUAAUCUGCCUGGACUCUUGCGGAUCAGAGGCUGCCAGGACGGUCGCAGAAGCAUUGAUCGAACAUGUGAAGCCGACAGACCACCCGCAAGCUCUGCGUUUCCUCAUUUUCAAGCUUCUUGAUUUACUCGUCGCACGGCACCGCGCUCAUGCACUUCGCUCGCUGGGCGCAAAAUUCCUUCGCGGGUACAUUUCUCUUGCUAAAGGCGAGAAAGAUCCGCGAAACUUGAUGCUCCUCUUCGCAACCGACCGUGUGCUGCUCAUCGACUUUGCAGACUUAUUGGAAAGGGAGGAAAACAGAGACAUUGUCGAGGCCUUUUUUGACAUCACGUUCUGCUACUUUCCCAUCACAUUCCGCCCACCACCCGACGAUCCGUACGGCAUCACGAGCGCAGACCUCAAAGCUGCACUCCGCGGAUGCAUGACCGCGAAUGCUCGUCUCGCGCCGCACGCCAUGCCUCUGCUGCUUGAGAAGCUAUCAGCAACGGGCGGAGCUGCGAAGCUCGACACGCUCGAUACAUUACGCGAGGCGUUCCCCAUCUACGGGCGAGCGGCUGUGCAAGCACAUGAAAAGGCGCUGUGGGAGAAUCUCAAGAUCGAGAUUUUGCACGCGACAGACAAGGAGACAGGCUUGGCAGCACAAGAGACGCUUGUCAGUAUGCUCGCAUGCCUGUACACCAUCCCGGACCCAGUCGACCCGCCCACUGGACUCGCGCCAAAGAUCAUGGCGGAGAUGCUGGUGGAGCUUGAAAGCCCCGAAAAGGUGCUCGCCGCGCCGGCCGCAAGUAUCGUUGCGUGUCUCAUCCGCGCAGGCGCGAGCACAUCUUAUUUUGGGCUUUAUGGCGCUUUCGAGAGACUGCUGGAAAUGUUUAAAGACCCGGACGAGAUCUCGCUUCGUGCGCCGAUUCUUGGUCACAUUGCCACUUUGCUCCGAUCCGUGCGCGUCAGCUAUGCAGGGAAUGGAGGUGGUGAUGGUGUUGGCCGACAAGAAACUGCGAGGCAAACCAAAGAUGCCACCCACAAAGACGAUAGCUCGAAGCUGAAAUUAGCGUUCGCCGUCUCAGCUGCAUCAUCAACAAAUGCGCUGCGAUACUUUUGGUCUGCCGCCACGUCACUUCCACAGCGAAGUUACGAGACGGAUCGAAAGCCGCUUGACAGCUUUCGGAACGCUAUCCUCGCUGCACUGCACAACGGUAUCCGCUCGGCCUCUUACCGCGCCAAUGCGCUCGCUGCGUUCGUUCAGGUUUGUCACAUCGAUGAUUUUCUCACUUUGCAAGAGAUUGGGUAUCUUUCGGAAGCUAUUAACGAGCUCCUUGUCACAGACGCAUGGCAAGAGGGAGAAGAAGGCGGGAUCGUUGGCGCAGGAUUAGACGAGGUUCGCAGGUUAGCAAUGGAUGCACUCAUGGAUGUCGCGAAAAUCAAUGCGAAGGUGCUGGAGACAACGACUCUUCCACUUCUGUUCGGCAAAUUGCCGGACCAGCUGAGCGCAUUCGACUCGGAUGGAAGCGGAGAUACGCAGAUGGACCACGCUGUUCCUACCCUGGCUACCCAGCCGCGGUUGCACGCGCUCUCGCCAGCAGAAAUCAGACAGCGUACCGCUAUCCGCCACUCGCUAGGUGCGCUAGCGCGUCUCGGCACGCAGUCAAGCCUCUUCGACAUUCUCAUCGUCAAGCUUUUGACCAAGUUUGAUCUCGCCGUCAUGCGUCCAUGCAACACGGAGCAACACCGCACUGCCAACGUCGGCUAUGCCCGUGGACUCCUCAGCGCAUUGUACACCAUCACAAGAGAGAAAGAAAGACGCGGAGACCGCGACUUGGGCAAAUACGCUGCAGCAAGCAUCCCAAGACUGCUAAUGCCGAUGUUGUCGCACAUUCUCGAACCCUCGGCCAAUACAGCGAUAGCGGCUGUUGCCGCCGAUGCAUCACUCAAUCGUGACGUCGGAGCGUUGCUCAUGCUGUUUUCACGCAGUCUCAGUCUUGAAAAGCAGAUUGAGCUGGCGAGGAAAGUCUAUCUGGCGAUCGAACAAGGGGAAUUCGAGCAGCUGCUGGAGCAACCACGUUUUCGGACAAAGAAGGAUGGUUCCGUACCCAAAACUGAUUUUGCUCCGCUUUCCAGAGACGAUGCGCAACGCGAUAUGUGGUAUUUGAUUGCAUCAAUCAUCAUCCCCUUUAGACAGGAUGUUCCUCUUCCAUUUGGAGGCGAACUUCUGCCAUGGGUCGAACGCCAGCUGGAUCAACUACAUGGCGCGCGCUCUCUUCUGCAUUUCGACGUAUGCGCAUUGUCGCUCGCUAGCGCCAUCAACAAGCACGCCGCGGAUCCACUGCCCCAAGUCCUAUCCCAGGCUCUGCAGAGCUUCUUUGACAGGCAAGUCAGAGCUGCAGGAGCACCUCGCAGAGCACAGUCCCUUCGAUGCUGGCUAUACAUCCUCAAGGGGCUUUCUAUUCGCAAUAGCAAGGACUUCGACAAGAAGCUCAUGGACCUCAUCGCACUGUGCGAAGAUGAUUCUAUCGGUCCUCAGCUUGCUCGGUCGUUCGAUAUAUUGGCAAAGGAGGACUCUGACAUUCUGACCAAGGCCAAUGGGCACACCGUCCGGUUGCUGUACAGGCAGCGCCUGUUCUCUGUGUUGCUUCCCAAAGUCAUCGACGGCUACCGCACAAACAUGAGCUUGUCAGAUCCAAGCACAAGAGCGUCGAAGCAGUCCGUCUACCUCAUCGCCCUCACUGCAUUGUUACCGCAUAUGCCCAAAGCGACCACACAAGAACGGCUUCGCGAACUAUUCCCGCUUCUCAUCCAGGCGCUCAACCUGCCAGACGCCCAGACUCGCGGAAAUGCAGCCAAUACGAUCGCCGUCGCCAUCAUCGCAGCACACAUCCAGAAAAGGCGGGUAGAAGAGGAAGAGGUCCAAAGUAUGACCAGGAGGGUCGCAGCGGGAGCACACGCAAAUCUCAACGCCAAAGCCAGCAACACUUUCCUUGCGCUUACGCUUGCGGAAGAUCAUAUCGGCAGUCUGAUCUCGCGUCUGCUGGCUGUCAUUGAUCCCCAGCAGACUCCACUAGAGGCAAGUCGCGUGGCAGCUCUUCGAUGCUUGGCCGCCUUGGCGCGAGGUCUGCCUUAUCUCGCUUUGCAUCCGCAUCGAAUUAGUGUCCAACGGGCUCUCGCUCGGACCGGAACGGGCGUGGAUGACCCCCGCCGCAAGGUCAGGCUCGAAGCCGUGGAAGCGAGAGACGCCUGGUUCACGUUGCAUGAAUAG